AUGAGGGGAAGUUUGUUAGGUUCCGUUGGGUGGGGACCUAACAGGAUUGAGAUUGACCCAGAUAAAAUAAAAGCCAUUCAAGACAUGGAACCGCCAAGAACAGAGCGUCAGUUGCUUAGGAAGAACCAGCCGGUCAGAUGGAACAAGGAUUGUCAGAAGGCCUUUAACCAUAUAAAGAAGUACUUGAUGAAUCCACCAGUGUUAAGUUGUCCUAAACCGGGAGAACCUUUGAUUCUGUACUUGUCUGUAGAGGAUGCAGGAGUUGGAGCUAUGUUGGCACAACCUGAUGCUGCUAGAGUAGAAAAGGCCAUCUAUUAUAUCAGUAAGAAAUUACUGCCUAUUGAGGAGAAGUAUAAUUUGAUAGAGAAGACAUGUAUGGCAGUGGGAAGACAUGAUGCGGAGUUGUCAAUUAAAGAAGACGGUCAAAGUCGGGUUUGUUUGGCAGAAUUCCUGGCUGAGAAUCCCAUCGUAGAUGAUGAUGAUGAACCAUGGGAACUAGAAUUUCCAGAAGAACAUUUGUUAUGUGUUGAAAAAGGGGUCUGGAAACUAUACUUUGACGGAUCAGCCAAUAGGAAUGGAGCUGGAGCUAGUAUUGUGAUAGAAGCGCCCAAUGGCGAGGUGACAAUAAUGUGCAAAAGGUUGCUGUUCCCAGUCACUAACAAUAUGGCAGAAUACGAAGCAUGUAUUAUGGGAAUCGAGUCUUUUCUUGCAACAGGCGCUAAGGAGGUUGAGGUGAUAGGAGACUCAUUGUUGGUUAUUGAACAUGCCAGUGAAAGAUGGAAAGUUGAGGAAGAUAGGCUGAAAUAG
Messenger RNA from Jatropha curcas, 807 nucleotides. The record is from RefSeq and is a predicted model, not a curated record. Lineage: Eukaryota; Viridiplantae; Streptophyta; Magnoliopsida; Malpighiales; Euphorbiaceae.